Molecule: messenger RNA, 2300 nt
Organism: Aplysia californica (California sea hare)
Lineage: Eukaryota; Metazoa; Mollusca; Gastropoda; Aplysiida; Aplysiidae
Product: rhodopsin, GQ-coupled
Exons: 5
Coding region: 691-1788 (365 amino acids)
Biological process (GO): G protein-coupled receptor signaling pathway
Cellular component (GO): membrane
Molecular function (GO): G protein-coupled receptor activity
Source: RefSeq, a predicted model, not a curated record
CACCCUGCAUCCAGCAUUGAUGUUUGCGCUAUGAGAGCCUUGUCUCCUCUCAUCAACCACGAGACCCAGUGACGUAACGUAUUCGUGCGUGCCUGGUGCCAGCGGUCCUACCUUCCAACAAAGAGAUUUGCACUGUCUUUGCUCCUACUGACAAAAGAAAAGUCUCUGAUGAGCUGCUCAGAGGUCAACGUGCUGACCAGUCAACUUCAAGGUUGGCUUACGUCACAAUUUGACACACGGAUCAGUGUCGUGUGAUUACCCGAGACGCCUAUUAUGUUUACCGCCGGGAUAUUUCUGCGAGGUGCAAUGUGCUAAUAUUUUACAAAGUUCCAGACUUUUCCCCUUCAGCCUGCGGUAGUAGGCAGAUCUGCUUCGCCAGUCAAGGCUAAACGGCCCCGUCUCCUUUCUGUUGCCAAUUCAUUAUUCAAAGACAAGUUCCAGAAUUCGUUUCAAGGAUUUUAUCUGCUAGCCGUGCCGGUCCGAAUCUAGUCUAACUUGUUUGUAAUUUGAGUAAAGAUAAUGUUUUAGCCAGGAUCAAAUCUGUUUUUCCUGCUGUACUGUUCAUGGGUGUCUAAUCGGAGCCGCGGUCCUGUUUCAUUCUUUUCUAAGUGGAGCCUCGGAAAGCAGAAACCCCGAGGGAAAGACUCCUGACUCUGCCAACUCCUUGUGUUUCUGUGGGUACCGUCGGGAAUGUCCGCAAGUAACGGAGUGCUCGUUCUCGCUGCCAACUCCUCGGCAGGCACUGCUGUCACGUGGGAUUCCUCGGCCAAUUGCAAUGCGGUGCCAUACACCUUUCACCUCGUCGUCGGCAUCUUCAUCACCAUCGUCGGCAUCCUCGCGGUUGUCGGAAACGUCCUCGUUCUUUGUACGUUCGCCAGACAUUCGAGCCUCCGGACCUCAUCGAAUCUGCUGGUGGUCAACUUGACUGUGGCAGACCUCGUCAUGUCGUCCUUAGAUUUCCCUAUCUUGGCCAUCUCCAGCUAUAAAGGGUGUUGGGUGAUGGGCUUUUUGGGAUGCCAAGUGUACGGUGUAUCGUCUGGUGUCGCCGGGCUGGUAACCAUCAACACUUUAGCUGCCAUCUCCGUAGACCGCUUCGUGGUCGUCGUCCAUCGACUCAGCCCCAUGCACCAAAUGGGCAAAUCCACAACAGGUGUCAUCAUCAUUGCCAUAUGGGCCCUGAGUGUGAUCUGGGCCGUGCUUCCCAUCACAGGCGUCAGCUCCUACCGACUGGAAGGAAUGGGAACAUCCUGCACCUUCGACUACGCCUCUCGUACAUCCUCAAACCGCUGGUUUUUCAUCGCUCUCGUCAUUUUCAACUUCUUCAUCCCCCUCGCCCUCAUCAUCUUCUCCUACUGGAGGAUAUACGCGUCUGUGCGCGCGGUGAAGCGAGAACUCAAACUUCUUCAGUCGGCGCGGACCAGCAUUUUACGAAAGCGCUUUGAGGUCCAAGCAGAAAUAAAAACGGCAAUCACCGCAUUGGUCAUCAUUUCCAUUUUCUGCCUUGCCUGGACUCCUUACGUCAUCAUCGCCUUUGUGGGUCUGUACGGGCCCACAACUGCCAUAGACCCGCUCGUCUCAAUGUUUCCAAACAUUUUAGCCAAAAUCUCAACCGUGUCGAACCCCAUUCUCUACUCAAUCGGGCAUCCCGAGGUGAGAAAGAAGAUGAAGAAACUGUUCUUACCUGGACAGCAGGAUUCCUCCUGGCGGGCCACGUCGGCAACUGCUGGGAACAGUAGCCCCGCGCAGUCAGAGAAUAUGAACAAUAUCAGCUUGCCGACUUACCUGUGAAUGGACACAGUGGCACCAAAACUGCCAGUUGCAUAAUAGGAUGUACCUAAGGUACUGGGCUUUCUUAUACGUUUUCCUGCUCAAAUGGUGACUGUUGUGGCGAUCUGAGAAACGAGUCUUCUGCCCAUGCCUUCUCGUCCCACCGUUAGCCGUGGUUAAGAAACUCAAUUCCAAACACCUCUUGUUUUAUUUUUUUUCUUGGUGUUGAUCGUGUCAGAAGAAAGGCCGUUGCGUUACAUUGCCUAGUUACUUCACCAUACUACGUCGUUGUAAUCUUGCCAUCUACUCGUAAUUGACUUCACAUAUGUAGCAAAGCAUGGCUCUUAAUAAGCUUUUGAAGGAUGUAUAACAUCUCAAAGAGGAAAGUAUCAAAUUAUGAUUAUUCUAACACAAGACAAUGUGUUUAGCAAAGAGAAAAGAGCAACUUCACAAGGAAGGAACAAUAGGUGAGGCAUCGUGGUGAAAAUAGGCGCUCGUCAAAAUAAUGAAAUCGAAGAAAAUGACACUGUUUA